This is a messenger RNA of Lutzomyia longipalpis, 2988 nucleotides long. Its product is annotated as hyaluronan mediated motility receptor-like. The record is from RefSeq and is a predicted model, not a curated record. NCBI's taxonomy places the organism in Eukaryota, Metazoa, Arthropoda, Insecta, Diptera, Psychodidae. The transcript has 4 exons. The coding region runs from base 320 to 2860 and encodes 846 amino acids.
GAUGGAAUUUACCCUCAAGUUGCGACCUUUAAUUCCAAAUCCUCAGUUUCCUCUCAUUAGUUGGUUGAUGUUGGUCGUUUUUGUGCUCACGCGGAGAGAUUUAAAUUUAGUUACAUAUUUUUACUAAAAAGAAAGUUUUAAGUGUUUGUUACUCACUAAAAAAAAAAAGAAGGAAAAAAAAAGAUGUUUAAUGUGCUUUAAGUGUUAACGUUUUUUCCUUUAAAGAAUAAAGCAAUUCAGAAAGGAAAAGGAAUUAAAUUUUAUUUCAUCAUCUUAACAACAAUUGUUUCAAAAAAAGGAACAAAUUACCGGAAGAACAAUGUCUUUUCCAAAAGCAAAAUUGAAGAGAUUCAACGAUAUUGCAGUGUUCAGCUCACCUUUUGGCGGGAAGAGUUCGUCAAGUAAGAAGGAUAAAAAAUCCCAAAAGACAGGAAGUGCUUCGGAUCUCGAUGCUGUAAAGAGCGAGUCAAAGAGUUCAAAGUCCACAGCCUACAGACUAUUCAGAACGCCCUCCUUGCCACGUCGCUUGAAAUUCCGCGCUAAUUCCGAAUCAACACCCAAGAAGACCCCAACAUCCGCUAAGGGAAAUGAUGCAGGUAUCCCACUUCCGGCAGCCAUUCGGCAAAAGGAAGCCGUUGAAAUUAUUCGGCAGGAAUUGAAGCAUAAAACAGAGAAACUCGUUGAGUAUGAGGGGCUCUUUGGGGCUCUAAGGGCAAAAUAUGACGAUGCAGUGGAAGAGAAUGUGGGACUCCGUGGCUGCCUGGAUGGGCUGCGACGUGAAGCCAGGGAAGCUGAUCGUGCCACAAAGCUACUACGACAGGUGGCUGAUGGGGCUCUGCAGAAAAUUAUGGAAUUUGAAAUUGAGCGCGCAAUGCUCGUGCGUGACUACGAGGGAUUCGUGAAGGAGCUCCAGGCUGAGAAUGAGCAGAUACGGGAAGAACGAGCAGAAAAGCAGGAAUUUGUGGAAUUUCUGCAGGUUGAGACUGAAGUCCUCAGAGUGUGUGCAGAGCAGAGCGAAACACGCAUUCGGCAGCUCACUGAUGACGGGAUUGCUCUGCGUCGUGAACGUUCAGCGCAGGAGGAGGAACGCCAGAAGAUGCUUACGGAGAUGAAGCACCUCCAGAAGGUAGUUGACGAUCUCACAGUUGAGCUAGAACUGGCGAAGGAUAUGAAUGCCGAAGUGAAUCAGGAGCUGCGUGAGUGUCAAAUUGAGCUUGAUCACAUGGAUUUGAGGCUGAAGGAGACCGAAUCUGUGGCUGUACUGGAGAGAGCGAAGCUCCUGAAGUGUCACGUGGAGCAUCUGGCGGAAGUUGAGAAGGAUAAAAUUCGCGAUAUAGAGAAGAUCAAUGAGACUGCCGAGGAGAGGAUUCGUCUAGCUGCUCUGCAUGCUGAUGAGAAGACACGCAGUCUCGAGCGGGAAAUUGAGGCAGCUGUUGAACGGGAAACAGCCAUGUGGCGCUCUGAGCUCGAUAGAUGCCAAAAGAUUGCUGAGAAUGAAAUUCUGCAGAUUGAGUAUGAGAAGCGGGAUCUCAAGGUACUCCUGGAUGAUGCCAAUGAGUUGAUGAAGGAGAAAGACAGGCAGAUUGUGGAGCUGGAACGGAAUCUGAAGACAGGUGAUGAUAUUUACACGCGCUCUCGACGAGAUUGCGAGGGUGAGAUGAAGAAGAUGCAGGAGGCAUAUCAGAAGCUCCUCACGGAGAAGCACAGCUACCAAUUAACGCUGGAGAAUACCCGUUCAACCGUUAGCAUUCUCAUGGAACGCCUCAAGAGAUCCGACACAGACGUUGAGGUGUUGAAUCUCGAGAAAUCCUCAAUGAAUUGCGAAAUUGAGCGUCUCAAGGAGCAAAUUUUGCGUCUUGAGGAUGAAAAGGAAGAGCUCCGUGGUGCCCUGGAGGCUCUCACAAAAUCCUCCGUGGCCCUUGAAGUUGAAAUGAAGGGUCGUGAAGCACUCUUUGAGCAAUUGAUGAAUUCCGAAGCAGAAACCCUGGCGGUGGUUGAUAAUCUCGGGAAACUCUUCCAGGAUCGUCUUGACGAAGGUGCCGGGAGGUAUGCAGAGAUGUACAAUGAUCUGAAGAAGCGCUACGAAGUCCGUGAGACCUACAUAAAGGACAUGAAGGCUCUCCUUGAGGAGUUUGCCGAUGGCAUUGAGUUGGCACGCAUUGAACUCGAUUUGAAGGAUCAGAAAUUGAAUGAUCUCGAAGAGGAGAAUCGCAACAUAAAACUCGAGAGUAUGACGUACAAAUUCAAAUGCCAACAAUUUGAAAGUGAAGGAUGCAGCAAAACAGACGGAGCUAGACCACCAAAUCCAACACCUGAUCCAACACGUGAAGCCCCCGAGGGUGUGGAGUCCAAUCAAAUGAUUCAGGAGCUAAUUGAUGAGCUGGAAAAGGAAACAGACGACGCCGUACAAACGGAGACAGUGCGACAGAUUCAUCUUCUGGAGGAUUUUGUCGAUUGGAACACGGACCAUGCGGAGGAAAAUCGAAAAUUGCGCCAACAACUGCAGGAGAUGACGCGAAAAGUGGAGAAGCUCGAAGCGCAAAUGCAGGAAAGUGCUGCACCGAAGGACAUUCAACCGGUUGAGAAGAGAUUUGAGUGCUACAAGGAGGAUAAUAUGAUUCUCAAGGAGAGAAUUUCUCAUUUGGAAUUUGUAACGAAGGAUCAAGAGGUGACGAUAAGUGUCCUCAAGGAUAUAAUUGACUUCAAUCCUGUCUCACAGAGUGCCCCAACGACACCGCAUAAGCAUUCGCGCAAGGAGAAAAAUACACCACGUGGUGGAACCCCAAAGACCCCAAAGAGUCUCUUCGCUGGCAAGGAGAAUCUCUCACCUGCGAAGGUUCUACGUGCACGAAACAACUAACUACAAGUGAAGAAAUCCUCGAGGUCUUGUCAUUUUUCUUUUAUUUCUCAAUCACAUAAAAUAUAUCUAUUCACAUUCAUUCCAAUUCUUUUUCUAAAAAACAAAUAAAUAAAUAAAAUUAACUACAA